CUUGGUGGCAAAAGAGGCUCAGGAUCUUGCCUCGGAGAGUGAGCGACGAGUCCGGGAUGUGGGAUCAGAGGCUGGUGAGAUUGGCCGUGUUGCAGCAGCUUCGGGCCGUCUAUGGCAUUAAGGUCAAGGGUGGCCGUGGGCACUGCGAUCGCAAGAGACAGGAAUCAGCAGCCGCGGAAACAGGGGGCAAAGUAUUUGGAGUACCUUUUAAUGCAUUACCUCAUUCUGUUGUACCGGAAUAUGGACACAUUCCAAGCUUCCUUGUCGAUGCUUGCACGUCUUUGCAAGAGCAUAUUCACACAGAAGGGCUUUUUCGGAAGUCGGGAUCUGUAAUUCGUCUAAAAGCGCUUAAGAACAAACUGGAUCAUGGUGAAGGUUGCCUGUUGUCUGCACCGCCUUGUGAUAUUGCAGGACUUCUUAAGCAGUUUUUUAGGGAAUUGCCAAAGCCCAUUCUUCCAGCUGAUUUGCAUGAAGCACUUUUUAAAGCUCAACAGUUAGGAACAGAGGAGAAGACUAAAGCUACAUUAUUGCUCUCCUGUCUUAUGGGUGACCACACAGUUAAAGUAUUAAGAUACUUCUUUAACUUUCUCAGGAAUGUUGCUCUUAGGUCCAGUGAGAAUAAGAUGGACAGCAGCAAUCUUGCAGUAAUAUUUGCACCAAAUCUUCUUCAGACAAGUGAAGGACAUGAAAAGAUGUCUUCUAACACCGAAAAAAAGCUGAGACUCCAGGCUGCAGGCGUGUACCAGAUUUUAUCCUGGAAAAGAUACCUGCUAUGUUGGGUAUGGAUGGCCUCUGUGCUACCCCAUCUCUGGAAGGCUUUGAAGAAGGUGAAUGUGAAACUCCUGGUGAAUAUAAGAGAAAACGAAGACAAAGUGUAGGAGAUUUUUGUUAGCGGAGAACUAAAUA
Molecule: messenger RNA, 906 nt
Organism: Otolemur garnettii (small-eared galago)
Lineage: Eukaryota; Metazoa; Chordata; Mammalia; Primates; Galagidae
Gene: ARHGAP11A
Product: Rho GTPase activating protein 11A
Exons: 8
Coding region: 57-878 (273 amino acids)
Biological process (GO): signal transduction
Source: RefSeq, a predicted model, not a curated record